UAAAAUAUCAUAAAAUAUUAACUCGAAACCCUCACAAUUCCCAGUUUUAAAGGUAUAAUAGAGGCUAUCGAACUACUGGUAAACUAGUAACUGAGCAAUCAUGGCGCGCCUGGUGCUGUACCGAGCGAUCGCCAGCCCGUGCGCGCGCGCCGUGCUCAUGCUCGGAGACAUCCUGCAGCUGCCCUUAGAAUGCCGCGAGGUCAACCUGCUGAAGGGCGAGCACAAGUCUCAGGAGUACAAAAAGAUUAAUCCUAUGGGAACUGUGCCCGUGUUGCAAGAUGGAGACUUCAUCCUGUCAGAAAGCCACGCAAUCAUGAAGUAUCUGCUCGCGAGCUACGGCGGCGAACACCGCGAGCGUUUGUACCCGAGCGAGCAUAAGGAGCGAGCUCUGGUGGACCAGGCCCUGUUCUUCAACGCGGGAUUCCUGUUCCCCCGGAUGGGGUUUCUGUUAGUCUUGCCCCGCCACUGCACACUAAUUGCCGGCGCGCCGCAGCCGCCGCCGGAAAAGCUGGCGAUACUCGACGAGGCGUACGCCGCGGUGGACGCCUACCUGCAGCGAUGCCGGUUCAUCGCCGCCGACCACCUCACGCUGGGCCUACUGGCCGUCGGCUCCACCGCCACCGCCACGCUCCUCCUCAAGGAGUUGGACAGAGAUAGGUACCCUCGGUUUGCAGACUGGAUCCAAGAACUAGAAGAGUUGCCAAUUUUCAAAAAUAUAAACGCUGAGGGAUUGACGUAUUUAAAAAAGUUUUGGUAUAGAGCUCUAGAAAUGCAGAAGUUGAAGCAGCAGUCAUAGAAAAAUUUAAGAAUGUUUAAGUUAUAAUAAAUAUUUUUAUUGCCGUGCUGUUCAAGAGUAUUUUUGAAAUAAAUAUAGAAUGUAUGUAUGA
Ostrinia nubilalis (European corn borer) is the source of this 887-nucleotide messenger RNA. RefSeq names its product glutathione S-transferase 1-like. The coding region runs from base 101 to 796 and encodes 231 amino acids. NCBI's taxonomy places the organism in Eukaryota, Metazoa, Arthropoda, Insecta, Lepidoptera, Crambidae. The record is from RefSeq and is a predicted model, not a curated record. Gene Ontology annotation, molecular function: glutathione transferase activity. The transcript has 7 exons. Gene Ontology annotation, biological process: glutathione metabolic process.